AAAAUCGACGUUUGUUUUCAGUUAGUUGUAGUGCAGUACCUUCGUCAUGAGUAGCAACAGAACUAAAGAACCCACCUUGGAUGACUACAUCAGACUAGAAAAACUCGGAGAAGGUACUUACGGAGUGGUGUACAAGGCGAAGCACAACCAGACGGACAUGAUAGUGGCCCUGAAGAAGAUCAGGUUGGACAGUGAGGACGAAGGAGUGCCCUCAACUGCCAUCAGGGAGAUAUCCACUCUCAAGGAACUGCAGCACCCCUGCAUCGUCAAGCUGCUGGACGUGAUCAUGGACGAUAGUCGACUGCACCUGGUGUUUGAGUUUCUGGACAAAGAUUUGAAGAAGUACAUGGACAGUCUGGAACCCGAGGAGCUCAUAGAUGCCAAACUGGUUAAGAGCUACUCGUACCAAAUCAUGAAUGCCAUCUGCUUCUGUCAUAUGCGUCGAAUUGUGCACCGAGAUCUGAAGCCUCAGAACCUGCUCAUCAACUCCAAGGGCGUGAUCAAAUUGGCCGACUUCGGACUGGCGAGGACUUAUGGGAUCCCUGUGAGGGUCUACACUCACGAAGUGGUCACUCUGUGGUACAGGGCUCCAGAAGUGCUGCUAGGAUGCAAAAGGUAUGGCUCUCAAAUUGACGUGUGGUCUGUUGGAACUAUCAUUUGUGAGAUGCUGAAUAGGAAGCCCUUGUUCGCCGGGGACUCCGAGAUCGACCAGAUCUACAAGAUAUUCCAGAAGUUGGGAACUCCCAACGAGCAGCUGUGGAGGGGAGUGUCUACUCUUCAGGACUUCAAUGCCGACACAUUCCCUGCCUGGCAGCCCCAGAGCAUGAUCAGCAUGCUUAAGAGGCCGGACGAAGCGGCAGCUGAUUUGCUACAGCUUCUGAUGACUUACGACCCUGCGCGUCGAGUCACAGCCAAAGCCGCUCUGCACCAUAAAUACUUUGAUGAUCUGGAUCGAACUGUGCACCCACUGGACCAGUUGACCCACUUUCCACUCACGGGAACCCCAGCACCCAGUCGACCUGACGCGACCCCGAGCAACCCGCUGCAGACAUCUGUGCAGCAGAACGCCUGAAGAGAUUGUUUGUUCAUGAUGAUAUUCAACUUUGAAACUGAACUGACUGAUCUAAUUGUUUUUGAAUUGACUCACGCAGUUUGAGGCUUUGAAGGAGUAGAUUAAAAUGUGCAAUAAAGUGUUGAGUUGAGUGUUUGGUGUUGAAAAUAGAAUUCCGUUCUGAUUAGGUUUUAAAUUGUGAUUUUGUGUUAAUACUGAUGUGAAUCGUGGAAACUAAUAUGAAUAAAUAUUUUAAAACUAA
Messenger RNA from Symsagittifera roscoffensis, 1313 nucleotides. RefSeq names its product cyclin-dependent kinase 1-like. Bases 47 to 1072 code for a protein of 341 amino acids. Gene Ontology annotation, biological process: G2/M transition of mitotic cell cycle; protein phosphorylation; mitotic G2 DNA damage checkpoint signaling. Gene Ontology annotation, molecular function: cyclin-dependent protein serine/threonine kinase activity; ATP binding. The transcript is spliced from 6 exons. Lineage: Eukaryota; Metazoa; Xenacoelomorpha; Acoela; Convolutidae. Gene Ontology annotation, cellular component: nucleus. The record is from RefSeq and is a predicted model, not a curated record.